Molecule: messenger RNA, 2917 nt
Organism: Botrytis sinoallii
Lineage: Eukaryota; Fungi; Ascomycota; Leotiomycetes; Helotiales; Sclerotiniaceae
Exons: 2
Coding region: 966-2324 (452 amino acids)
Biological process (GO): carbohydrate catabolic process; fungal-type cell wall biogenesis
Molecular function (GO): mannan endo-1,6-alpha-mannosidase activity
Source: RefSeq, a predicted model, not a curated record
CUUAACCUUACCAAGAAAUCCAAUACGAGGCUUGGAUUGAAUUUCUUUCAAACCUUCCGGACUGAUCGGAACAUCUUUUUCUUUCAUGGAAACACAAGUCUCGGCUCUCCACAACCUUCUUCUUAUUCUAUUUUGGAAGUGUACCGUAUACUACGAGACUACCCAGGUACUCACGAAUCGGAUUCAAUAUUGUACUAUGGAUGCCAACUCGACUGCACGGUACUUGAUUUAACCCAACCCCGACGAAAGUUCGUUCCUCGCUCCUCGUUCCUCGUUCUUCCUUCCUCGAUUGCUUUUUGCAUUCUUGGUCUGGAAUUCCAAGACUACUCCGCCUCAUUAUCCUUGCUUCUCUUUAUAAAUCUGCAUUCCCCGCAAGAUCAUCAUCUAGGAUUCUACCUCCACAUCCACGCCUUCCAUCAAUACGAGAGAAUUCCAAAGAUUCGUCACUACCUACCUUGUACAACACAACCAACCGUUACUUGACUUUCAAUCAACCUCUUCACUCUACAACCACCAACUCCAUCAAAACAACACAACUUUUAUUUCCAUAAUAAUCAUCCUAUUAUGGUGUCGGUCCCGGUUUUGCUACAAUCGAAUCGCUCUUUGGCUUAAUUUUUGGGACUGCUGCUCACUCUCCCCCUCAGAAAUUAAUUUGGUCGUUCAAUUGUUCGUUGUUGAUCUUGGUUCUUGGGAAAAUAGGGCAUAGGAAGUUCGAGAAGAACAAUUCAAUCGUUUAUCCUAUCCCGUUUGGAACCAUUCUCUGGAUAUAAUUUAAUUGAAGGAAUUUCCUACUGUCGUUUUCGAGGUUGUUUCUGAAUAUUUCGUCAUAUCCAUCUCUGGUGUGCUUUGGUGUAUAGACGUCAUUGACCCCGGCGCUUUUUCAACCUCAACACCUACCUAGUAGUUUAUAUUUAUUACACGAAACUACACAAAAUUGCACAAACACAAAUACCAUACCCUUAACCAUGAAGGUUCUGAAGUCUUUAUCGACUUUUGCUACAGCUUUCAUAGCUGGGAGUCAUGUCGUUAAUGCGAUAGAAGUCGAUCUUGAUUCUCCGGAUUCUAUCAAGUCCGCGGCGAGUACGAUUGCGUACGAUAUGAUGUCCUAUUACACAGGAAACCGAACAGGUGGCAUACCCGGGAAUCUACCGGCUCCAUAUUAUUGGUGGGAGGCCGGAGCAAUGUUUGGCUCACUGAUUGACUAUUGGUAUUAUACAGGCGAUUCGUCAUAUAACGAUGUUACUACGGAAGCGAUGCUGUGGCAGACGGGACCAGAUAAUGACUAUAUGACCCCGAAUCAAACUAAAACGGAGGGAAAUGAUGAUCAGGGAUUUUGGGGAUUGGCGGCUAUGUCUGCAGCCGAAGUGAAUUUUCCAAAUCCUCCCUCAAAUAGGCCCCAAUGGCUCGCUCUCGCGCAAGCAGUUUUCAAUACUCAAGCUCCCCGAUGGGACGAUAGUACUUGUGCUGGAGGACUACGAUGGCAAAUUUUUACCUUCAACAAUGGUUACAAUUACAAAAACUCAAUCUCUAAUGGUUGCUUUUUUAAUUUGGGUGCGCGCCUUGCGAAAUACACCGGCAACGAUACAUAUGCACAGUGGGCAGAUAGAACCUGGGAUUGGAUGGAGCAUGUGGGGCUUAUGGAUGAAAAGUACUAUGUUUACGAUGGUUCUGACGACACUCUUAAUUGUACCAAGCUCAACCAUAUACAGUGGACUUAUAAUGCUGGAGCUUUCCUUCUCGGCGCGGCAAAUAUGUAUAACUAUACCAAUGGAAGCGAUAUCUGGCGUGGGCGUGUCGAAGGUUUACUAAAUGCUACCCAUGUUUUCUUUGAGGAUAAUGUCAUGAUUGAGGUAGCUUGUGAGAAUAACGGAAAAUGCAAUGUUGAUCAACAAUCAUUUAAAGCAUAUCUUGCUCGCUGGCUGGCGGCUACAACGAAAAUGGCACCUUUUACCUACGAUUCUGUUAUGGAAUUACUACGCCCUUCAGCUAAAGGGGCUGCCGCAUCAUGUGUUGGAGGCGAUAAUGGACGCACUUGCGGGCUUAAUUGGAGAACGGGACAAUUCGAUGGAUUUUAUGGAGUGGGCGAACAGAUGUCAGCUUUAGAGGUCAUUCAAAGUAAUCUCAUUGCGCAGGUAGCGGGACCAGUCACUAAUACCACGGGUGGAACAAGUAAAGGUGAUCCCACUGCUGGAUCUGGGAAGAGCCCGAGUAACUAUCAGGCGACACAACCAGUUACGACGGCUGAUAGGGUUGGAGCAGGAAUUCUUACGACAGUGGUAUUGCUGGUUCUUCUCGGAAGCAUCUGGUGGAUGAUUGUGGAUUAAAGAAAGGAACUCAUGAGGGUAUUCUUGUAUAUAUAUUAGUGCUUGGAACGGACACGAAAUCUCCUACAAUUAUGGGUAUUCGAUGCGCCAAAUUUUGGGAUUUCUCUGUAAUUUUGGGCGGUAGAUGGGAUACGGAAUCGAAAUAUUGGAGUUUUGGGGCGUUCAGUAGGGAUUGGAGUGGCACGGGUCUGAUUAGGGUAUCGAUCUGAUGACGGUCUACGUGAUAAAUGAAGAUAUUGGGGAAAGGAAAUACGCGGCCGCGCAUAAUACUUACGUGCAUGGACUAGGAUUAGAAUCGGAAGUAGAUGAUAAUACUACAUGAGGCUUUUGGAAGGUACGGGGAUUAAAUGAUCAAAUUUGGUUUGAGCAUAGUUUGGUGGGAUGUGGAGUGAGGAGUAAAAAGGAAUUCUUGUAAUCUUUUUGGUUCUUGUAAUUUGUAAGAAGAGAAAUUGAAAGGGAAAACAAAUGUAAGAUGGUGAAUUUUUACUUUGGUAUGAUGUGAUAGAUGUAGAGGUUGAGUGGGUGUGAAAUGAGGUGAGAUGAGAUGUUUGAUUAUUGAGUACCUAGGUAGUAGAUAACAUUGAGAAGUGAAU